AUGUCGUACGAAAUCUUUCUUUUAUUCGCACUUUUUUUGCAGUCUGCAGUCUACGCACAUAUUCCCGUUCCUGGGAAAACGGUAACUACACCGUUUGGGAAAAAAGGCUCGUGGGCAGCUGGCUAUCAUACUGGUGAUGAUUAUGCUUGUCCAACUGGAACACGUGUAGUUGCAGCUGCGAGUGGAACUGUCAAAGAUGUUAACUGGGGUGCAGCCUAUGGAAUUCACGUUGUAAUUGAAUCUUCAGAUAAGGUACGUCAUCUCUAUGGUCAUUUGAGCAAGAAAUCAGUCAAGCCUGGUCAACAGAUAAAAGCAGGGCAAGAGAUUGGUAAAAGUGGCAAUACGGGAAGAUCAACUGGGCCACAUCUUCAUUAUGAAGAAAGAGUGUCACCCUAUGCUUAUGCAAAUCAUCGAAAACCGACGUUGAACAAAGCACAUUAG
Molecule: messenger RNA, 441 nt
Organism: Didymodactylos carnosus
Lineage: Eukaryota; Metazoa; Rotifera; Eurotatoria; Philodinida; Philodinidae
Source: the annotation of a GenBank genome assembly